Penicillium cataractarum is the source of this 1806-nucleotide messenger RNA. RefSeq names its product glycoside hydrolase family 3 protein. The record is from RefSeq and is a predicted model, not a curated record. The transcript has a single exon. The coding region runs from base 1 to 1806 and encodes 601 amino acids. Gene Ontology annotation, biological process: glucan catabolic process. Gene Ontology annotation, molecular function: beta-glucosidase activity. NCBI's taxonomy places the organism in Eukaryota, Fungi, Ascomycota, Eurotiomycetes, Eurotiales, Aspergillaceae.
AUGGCUUCCUAUGCGGCUGAGCAGGCAAAGCCUCUUUACCGUGAUAGCUCAAGAUCAACCGACGAAAGGGUUUCAGACCUGUUGGGUCGCAUGACUCUCGCCGAAAAAGCCGGACAGCUUUUUCAUACGAUGCUCCUUCCAGGACCGGAAGGAUCGCUUGCGCCAGCAGAGCUGAACUUUGGCAUUGAAGAUACGAAGUCGCUUCUUUCCGAAAAAUAUCUAAGCCAUUUCAAUCUUCUUGGGGCAAUUCAAGAUCCAUCAAUGAUUGCCAAAUGGCAGAACACCCUCCAGGAGUAUGUUCUGACUCAUACUCGCCUGGGAAUACCUGUUACUAUUUCCUCUGAUCCUCGAAACCAUUUCAACGAAAACGUGGGGACCGCGUUCUCUGCUGGCUCCCUGAGUUUAUGGCCCGAAACACUGGGCUUUGCAGCUUUACGCGAUACCAAGUUGGUCGAGCGAUUUGCCGAUAUCGCGAGGCAGGAGUAUAUCGCAAUGGGCUUGCGGGUUUCCCUUCACCCCCAAGUCGACCUAGCAACAGAAUAUCGGUGGGCCAGAAUCAGUGCCACGUUUGGUGAAGACGCAGAUUUAUCAGGGGAACUAGUCCAGGCUUAUAUUCGUGGCUUCCAGGGGGGCAAGGAUCUAUCUUCCACCAGCGUGUCAACAAUGACCAAGCAUUUCCCUGGAGGUGGCCCACAGUUGAAUGGAGAAGAUCCUCAUUUUACUUAUGGUCGCGAGCAAGUGUAUCCUGGAAACAACAUCGAGUAUCACCUGAAGCCCUUCGAAAAAGCUAUUAGUGCUGGUACCCGCCAUAUUAUGCCAUACUACGGCAUGCCAGUAGGCACUGAAUGGGAGGAAGUUGGGUUUGCAUUCAACAAAGCGGUGAUAACAGGCAUUCUCCGCAACAGGAUGAAGUUUCAGGGUAUCAUCUGUACCGACUGGGGCCUUCUGACGGAUACUGUCAUUCUAGGCCAGGCAAUGCCAGCACGCGCUUGGGGAUGCGAGAGCCUUUCGGAAUUGGAACGAGCCAAGAAAAUCCUCGAUGCCGGAUGUGAUCAAUUGGGAGGCGAAGCACGAACAGAUCUGAUUAUACGACUAGUCAAGGGUGGCCUUAUUCCUGAGUCGCGGAUUGAUCAGUCCGUAUCGCGCAUAUUGCGAGAGAAAUUCGACCUCGGGCUUUUUGAAAACCCAUUUGUUAAUGCGGAGGCCGCACAAAUGAUCGUUGGACAGCCUGCAUGGAAAGAAGAGGGCAAGGCAGCUCAAAGAAACGCAUUGACUCUCCUGAAAAACCAGAAUAGUGUUCUUCCACUUCGAAAGGAACACUACCUGGGUAAGAAGGUCUAUGUUGAAGGCGUCAGUCAGUCCUCUGCCGCAUCAAGAGGAUUUGAACUCAGCUCCUUGGAUGAGGCUGACAUUGCUAUCUUACGCCUGAAAUGCCCAUUUGAGCCUCGCCAGGGCGGCUUCGAAUCUCAUUUCCGUGCUGGCUCUUUGGAAUUCUCCUCCGAUGAAAAGAUUCGCCAAGCUAAGAUAUUCUCCAAGGUCCCUAUCAGCAUAGUGGAUGUGUAUCUUGAUCGUCCUGCUGUCAUUCCGGAAAUUGUGAGCCAGGCUAACGCACUGACAGUAAGCUAUGGUAGCAGUGAGGAUGCAUUCUUGGACGUUAUCCUGGGAUUUAAUGGGGCCAAGCCACAGGGCAGGCUUCCUUUUGACCUACCCAGCAGCAUGGAAGCCGUAGAGAAGAGCAAGGAAGAUUUACCCUACGACACAGAACUUCCCAUCUUCAAGUUUGGUUAUGGGCUAGAAUAUCUCUGA